Molecule: messenger RNA, 420 nt
Organism: Schizophyllum commune H4-8
Lineage: Eukaryota; Fungi; Basidiomycota; Agaricomycetes; Agaricales; Schizophyllaceae
Exons: 3
Coding region: 1-420 (139 amino acids)
Biological process (GO): cellular heat acclimation
Cellular component (GO): nucleus; cytosol
Molecular function (GO): transcription corepressor activity
Source: RefSeq, a predicted model, not a curated record
AUGGCCGCCCCCUCCGCCGCCCCCCUCAAGGUCUCCAGCGCCGGCAGCAGCGACCUCACCUCCUCUCCCCUCAAGCGCUCCCCGUCCUCGCGCCCGAAGCCGCCCAGCAGCGCCCCGAUCAGCGCGAACGGCGCUGUGCCGGAUAUCUCGAGCCCCCAUGAGCUGACUGCGUUUGUCGAAACCAUGCUCGAGCACCUCGACACACGCUUCGAGGAGAUGUCGACCGAGAUACUGUCCAGAAUGGAACAAAUGUCCUCCCGCGUCGACGCCCUCGAGGCCUCCAUCUACGACAUCAUCAACAGCGACGCGCCCAGCAUGCCGCCCUCGCCCUCGCAGAUGCCCUCGCCCUCCCAGCUGCGCUCGCCGACGACGGGCAUGCCGCCGAUCCGGAGGAGCGACACGGCGACGUCGGUGCCAUGA